AUGUGGAGAAAUUUGGCCUCCAAUCCACCAGACGAGUGGAUUAUCGCCCGAGAAUCCUGUCACGAGAAAAACCCCUUCUACGAGCAAUACGUUUGGAACGAUGAGACGGCACAUCAGUUCAUAGAAGCUCACUUCACAUGGUUUCUUCCGACAUAUACGACAUAUCUACUGCCUCCCCAGCGAGUCGAUGCGUUGAGAUAUUUUCUACUCUGGCAUUUUGGAGGCAUUUAUUUGGACCCAGAGAUUGGGUGUCAACUGUCUAUAGAGCCGCUUCUGCAUGACGUGACAGCACUUUUGCCUCAGAACUGGCCAUAUGGAGUCAGUCAAAGGAUGAUUGCCAGCAGGGCGAAUCAUCCCUUCGUCAUUAAAGUCGCUCUCGAUAUUACCGACCAUGGGCAUUCCUGGCCAAAACACGCUACAGCCAUGUUCAGUACAGGGCCAAUUAUCAUCAGCCGAGUCCUUGCAAGGUGGUUUCGCGCCAUGAGGGAGAGCCCGGAUAUUACUAUUUUGCCACUUGAAAUUUUCGUUGGUGAGAAGGGUGCCUUUUUCAUGAGUCAUGAGCCUCAGAUACCGCCUGGGGACGAGUUCUCCAUCUUCCAGUUUGUGCUUGAAAAUCCGAUCGGGUGGGGUGGUGCGGCUUUAGCGCUUGGUGUGAUGUCUACGGUGAUUUUUGGAGUCAGUAUGAGGUCCAAGAGUAUCCGUGAUCAAACAUCCACUAGUCUCAUUGUUUAG
Penicillium atrosanguineum is the source of this 732-nucleotide messenger RNA. RefSeq names its product glycosyltransferase family 32 protein. The transcript has a single exon. The record is from RefSeq and is a predicted model, not a curated record. Gene Ontology annotation, molecular function: mannosyltransferase activity. Gene Ontology annotation, biological process: mannosyl-inositol phosphorylceramide biosynthetic process. The coding region runs from base 1 to 732 and encodes 243 amino acids. NCBI's taxonomy places the organism in Eukaryota, Fungi, Ascomycota, Eurotiomycetes, Eurotiales, Aspergillaceae.